AUGGCGUCUCUCAGGCUAGCAGCUGCGCUGCCCCUUUUCGCCUCCCUCCUCCACCCAGCCCACGGCCAGCGCAUCGGCACGCUGGUGCCCGAGGUGCACCCCAAGCUGACGACGCAGGUGUGCACGGCGGCGGGUGGAUGCGUGAGCAAGCAGACAUCGCUGGUAACGGACGCGCUGUCGCGGCACUUCCACGCGGCCGACGACGCGUCCGUGUCGUGCUCGGCGCAGCCGCUCAACACGACGCUGUGCCCGGACGCGGCCACGUGCGCGCAGAACUGCGUGCUCGAGGGCGUCGAGUACGGCAGCAUCGGCGUGCUGGCCACGGGCGCUGCCGUCACGCUGCGCCAGUACCUGUUCGACGGCGCCGCCUUCAAGUCGGUCAGCCCCCGCGUCUACCUGCUCGCCGAAGACGAUAUGAACUACGAGCCCAUGCGCCUGCUCAACCAGGAGCUCGCCUUUGAUGUUGACCUGUCGCGCCUUGGCUGCGGCAUGAACGGCGCCCUGUACCUGUCCGAGAUGGACAUGUCGGGCUCCCGCAGCGCCCUCAACCCCGCCGGCGCACAGUACGGCACCGGCUACUGCGACGCGCAGUGCUUUACCGUGCCCUUCAUCAACGGGCUGCCCAACCUCAACAACUCAGGCUCGUGCUGCAACGAGAUGGACAUCUGGGAGGCCAACGCCGAGGCGACCGUGUUCACGCCGCACCCGUGCAGCAGGGUGGGCUCGUUCCUGUGCGCGGGCACCGAGUGCAACAAGACGGUCGGCGUGUGCGACAAGGACGGCUGCGGUCUCAACACGUUCGGGCUCGGCAACCCCGACUACUAUGGGCCGGGGCUGACGGUCGACACGUCGCGGCCGUUUACCGUGGUCACCCAGUUCCUGACCAGCGACAACACCACGGCCGGCGACCUCGUCGAGAUCCGCCGCCUGUACGUGCAGGACGGCGCCGUCAUCCCAAACACCGCCAAGACCACCAACGCCGCUGUCGCCAAGCUGCCCGGCUACCAGGGCGCCGUGACUCAGGACUUCUGUGAGGCGCGCAACACGUCCGACUUCUUGCGGCUCGGCGGCGUCAAGGCUAUGGGCGAGUCGCUCGCCCGCGGCAUGGUGCUCAUCUUCAGCAUCUGGAACUCGCCCGGCGACUUCAUGAGCUGGCUCGACGGCGGGAGCAACGGGCCGUGCAACGCGACGGCCGGCGACCCCAAGACUAUCAUCGCCAACAACCCGGACGUGUCGGUUACCUUCUCCAAUAUCCGCUGGGGAGACAUUGGGUCGACG
Messenger RNA from Lasiosphaeria miniovina, 1278 nucleotides. Its product is annotated as concanavalin A-like lectin/glucanase domain-containing protein. Lineage: Eukaryota; Fungi; Ascomycota; Sordariomycetes; Sordariales; Lasiosphaeriaceae. The annotation marks the transcript as partial. The record is from RefSeq and is a predicted model, not a curated record. The transcript is spliced from 2 exons. Gene Ontology annotation, biological process: carbohydrate metabolic process. Gene Ontology annotation, molecular function: hydrolase activity, hydrolyzing O-glycosyl compounds.